AUGGAUUAUCAAACCAUACAUGGCCCAGGAAGAUCAAAUUUCUCUUCAUCUUCCCCACACCGCAUGCCUACGGUUUCCGCGGCCCAAGCCUUGCAAGGAUUGGAAACAUCUCCAACGCGAUGGAUAUCGACGGGGUUGAAGCAUUUGGAUUUAGCACUUCAAAAUAAAGAUCCAUUGCAAGUAUCCGCAAGUACGUAUCAUAAUUAUGGCGGUAUCUCGAGAGGAAAAGUAACGGAAUUUUAUGGCCCGUCUGGUGUUGGCAAAACUGCUUUUGGUAUGCAUUUGGCCGCCACGGUUUUACAUCGAAAUGAAGGGGUUGUAUGGGUAGACGCAUCACAUCUAAUAUCCGGGCCUAGAUUCAGUCAAAUCUUACAAGAGUUUCCAUCUCCAGAUUUCUCAAACUAUCAUGGACUUCUCACACAAUUUAAUCAUUUUUGUACACCAACUUUAUCUCAUCUUCUUGCCUUACUUACUCAUACCGCAUCAAACUUUCCUCCCGAAAACACCAGUCUGAUUAUUAUCGAUUCAUUCUCUACUCUGAUCGAUAAUGCAUUCCCUCGCAAUUUCGAUUCUAUAUCUCCCAAGAAGCCCGGAGGUCCCAAGUAUUCUUCACGCAAAUUUCCUCUCCUCCAAUACCUCAUCAACGCCCUCCAAAGACUUGCCACCACUCGCAACAUCGCUAUCCUGAUUCUGAAUCAAUGUGUAACCAAAAUGCGACCUGGUCUGGGUGCAGCUCUAAUACCAGCCAUCUCAGCCACUGCAUGGGAACACGGUCUUGGGUGCCGAGUAGCUUUAUUUAGAGAUUGGGGAUGGGAUAAUGAGGAUGGGGGCAAAGUGAACGGUGUGAGAUUUGCACAAGUUAUUAAAGCGGAGAGUGUUACUUUAUCGGAGGGGAGGGGCGGAAUUUCUGCGUUUGUUGUUGGAGAGUUCGGUAUCUCCGCAGUCACACUCCCCUCACCAUCAACAUUUGCAUCACCUAGCCGGGGCCUUCCUUCACUCCCUAAAUCCCAGCUCCCCAUCGCUACUGGUCUACCUCCCCAAAAGCGCAAGCGUGCAGAGUUUGAAAUACCGGAUAGUGACGAUGAAGAUGAUGAAGAUUAUGGAUGGGCAGAAGAAGAUGAAGAAUUACCGCCUAUGCCUCCUCAAUGGCAAGGUAGUGAGGAUAUAUUGGUGCCGCCGCCUGGGGAGAUGGAAGCUGAGGAGGAGUUGGAGGAGGCGGAAGAGAAUGAGGGAGCUAUAGAAGGUGAUAAAGAUGGAGACAAUUACCAUGCAGAACGUCUUCUGGAAAUAAAAAAGACAGGAACAUACAGAAUAGAGCGAGAACUUCCAGAUAGUGAAGAUACAUUAGCUCUUUAG
Molecule: messenger RNA, 1356 nt
Organism: Sclerotinia borealis F-4128
Lineage: Eukaryota; Fungi; Ascomycota; Leotiomycetes; Helotiales; Sclerotiniaceae
Source: the annotation of a GenBank genome assembly